UUUUUUUCUAAUUGUUCAGUAAUUCGAAUCUCCGCUCGCUGACGUCACCGGCUGGAAACGGAAAACCAAUUUAUUGACAAAAUACACAGAAAAUCUCCUGCUGAAGCGACGGAGAGCCACGUGACACACUGUUAUAACGAUGGCGUUCAUUAAAGAGGAAAGUGAAGACUUCAGGAUUGAAGAAGUAUUUAGUCUGAAACAAGUUACUGAGGAACAAACAGAACUGCUGGUGCUGAAAGAGGAGAAUAAAGAUCCGAAUGAAAUGGAACAGACAGAUCAGUACGAGAAACACCAUGAUUCCGUAACUGGUGGAAAAGCAACACAAACUAAAACAACUUCUAUUCGAAAAAGAGCUCAGAAAACCAAAUCCAACCGCCGUUUUACCUGCCAUCAUUGUGGGAGGAAUUUCGGUGAAAAAGAAAAGCUUAAAAUGCACGUGAGAGUUCACACUGGAGAGAGACCAUUCCCCUGCCAACAGUGUGGAAAGAGCUUCACUCAACGAGGAGCCCUCAAAAGGCACAUGAGAACUCACACGGGAGAGAAGCCUUACACCUGCCAACAGUGUGGAACUGGUUUCACUCAAAAAGGACACCUUAAAAAUCACAUGAGAACUCACUCGGGAGAGAAGCCAUUUACUUGCCAACAGUGUGGAACUGGUUUCACUCAGAAAGUACACCUUCAAGGCCACAUGAGAACUCACACUGGAGAGAAGCCUUACACCUGUCAGCAGUGCGGAAAGAGAUUUACACAGAAAAACACCCUUCAUUCCCACAUGAGCAUUCACACUGGAGAGAAGCCUUAUACAUGCGAACAGUGUGGAAAGAGUUUUCUUGCAUGAAAAAAAAUUAAUUUAAGUAUGAGUGUUAGUUCUGGAUGGAGGGAUUACUUUUUCUAGUAUUGUGGGAAGAGUUUCACACAUCUAUACACCCGUAAUUACCACAUGAGAAUUCACACUGGAAAGCAGCUGUACACAUGUGAUCGUUGUGGAAAGAGUCUCGCAACAGAAUUUAGCCUCAAGUGUCAUAAGAUCAGGCACACUGGAAAGAAACCCUUCAAAUGUGAUCAGUGUGGAAGGCGUUUCAUUCGUAAGAUAAGCCUCAAUUACCACAUGAAGACUCAUUCAGCAGAGAAAUGCUGUAAAUGUUCUCAGUGUGGAAACAGUUUCAGUCAUAAAGUUAGCCUCUAUGCUCACAUGAGAAAACAACACACUCGAGAGAACCCUGUGGUAAGAGCUUCUCACAAAUAGAAAAUCAUAAGAUUCACAUGAAAUAUGUGUGGAAUCAUGUGAAGAAACCCACAUGAGAUUUCACUCAGGGCUGAACUAUUUUAUAUGCCAUCAUUGUGCAAAGUGUUUCGCAGUCAAAGGAAACCUGAAGAUUUGCAUAGUUCACACUGGAGAGAGGACACGUGUUUCUGAAAUGCUAUUCAAGAUUAUUUUGGAAAUGAAGUGUGACAAGGUUUAACAUUAACAGUUUUUUUUUUUUUAACACCAGGGUGACUAGGAACAUGAAAUUAUCCAGCCAUGACUUCCUGUUUCAAAGGAAUAUAAAUAUGAGAAACACAAAGGCCAAAUUCCUGAAAGCAUAGAGGAUUCUGUCAAAUAACAACAGAUAAAAAAUGUAAAACUGACUGUCCAUGCUAGAUAUCUGCUUCUGCCCUGGCCAGCCUAGUUCCCUGAGCUGAACCCUAUAGAAACUGAGUAUGGUAAACUGAAGAGGAGAAGCACCAUCAUGGAGCUGUAAAUCUGAAGAAUCUGGAGAGAUUCUGGAUGUAAGAAUGAUCUCUGAUCUCUUAUCAGGUGUUCUCCAAUCUCCUCAGCCAUUACAGGAGAAAACUCAGAGCUCUAUCUAGUGCUCCUGUAGCUGAAGUGGUAGAGCGUUGCGUUAACAAGCAACAUGAUAGGUAAAAAUUUAUAGCCUGAAUGCACUGUAAGUCGCUUUGGAUAAAAGCGUCUGCUAAAUGCAUAAAUUUAAAUUUAAUUUAUUGGGAAAAGUAGGUUACAAAAAGUAUUGAAUA
Messenger RNA from Cyprinus carpio (common carp), 2016 nucleotides. RefSeq lists its product as uncharacterized. Gene Ontology annotation, biological process: regulation of transcription by RNA polymerase II. The record is from RefSeq and is a predicted model, not a curated record. Gene Ontology annotation, cellular component: transcription regulator complex; PcG protein complex. NCBI's taxonomy places the organism in Eukaryota, Metazoa, Chordata, Actinopteri, Cypriniformes, Cyprinidae. Gene Ontology annotation, molecular function: RNA polymerase II cis-regulatory region sequence-specific DNA binding; DNA-binding transcription factor activity, RNA polymerase II-specific.